This is a messenger RNA of Mangifera indica (mango), 2051 nucleotides long. RefSeq names its product patellin-4-like. The record is from RefSeq and is a predicted model, not a curated record. Bases 156 to 1784 code for a protein of 542 amino acids. The transcript has 4 exons. Gene Ontology annotation, molecular function: lipid binding. NCBI's taxonomy places the organism in Eukaryota, Viridiplantae, Streptophyta, Magnoliopsida, Sapindales, Anacardiaceae.
UACUAUACAUAACGGAACAAAGAGAAUCAUAGCUCGUUCAUUUGUGAUAUAGAGUUUUUAUAGGAGGUCGAGGAGGUUGAUUUCCAAUUCGUCUGUCUUCUGUGUCUCUUCUUUCUUCUUUCUUCAUCUGGGUUUGUUUGUUUUUAUUGCAAAAGAUGGCUGUUGAAGAGGUUAAGGUUGAAGAGAAGGAGACGACCACCCAGAUGGGUGGUUCUAAUGAUAAUGGAGGAGUCGAGGUUGAGGUGGGAGAUGAAUCUGAGAAAGAAGCUCCUAAAAUCAUAGAAAAGUCUGCUUCUUAUAAGGAGGAGAGUAAUUUUUUGUCUGAUCUCAAGGAAUUUGAGAGGAAGGCGUUGAAUGAGCUCAAGGAGAAGCUUGAAGAAGCCAUUCUAGGCAAUCAGAUCUUCAAGAAGAAGGUGAAAAAGAUUGAAAAUGUCCAAGAAAAGGAAAAAGAAAAAGAGGUGGUUGUUGAAGAAAAAAAGAAAGAAAAAGAGGAAACCAAACAAGAAAAUAAAGAAGAAGAGAGAAAACCUGAAGCUGAAGAGGAGAAGAAGGUUGAAGAGAAAAAACCUGACGCUGAAGAGGAGAAGAAGGUUGAAGAGAAAAAACCUGACGCUGAAGAGAAGAAGAAGGUUGCAGAGGAAAAACCUGAAGCUCAAGAGGAGGAGAAGGUUGAAGAGGAAAAACCUGAAUCUGAAAAGGAUGAGAAGGUCGAAGUGAAAUGUGUCGAUGAAGUUGACAAAAACAUAUCUCUUUGGGGAGUUCCUCUCUUGCCAAGCAAAGGCGCAGAGGGGAUUGAUGUUGUUUUGUUGAAGUUCUUGAGGGCGAGAGACUUCAAGGUGAAUGAUGCAUUCGAGAUGCUGAAGAAAUCGCUUCAAUGGAGGAAGGAAAACAACAUUGAUUCCAUUUUAGAGGAGGAUGUUAGGGCUGAUCUGGAACCCGCUGUAUACAUGAAUGGUGUGGAUCGCGAAGGCCACCCAGUUUGCUAUAACAUAUACGGGGUGUUCGAUAAUGAGGAGGUUUAUCAGAAGGCUCUGGGGACCGAGGAGAAGCGCAACGAGUUUGUGAGAUGGAGGUUGAGGAUGAUGGAGAAGGGUAUUCAGAAGCUUGAUCUAAAGCCAAGUGGAGUUUCUUCCUUGCUUCAAAUCAAUGAUUUGAAAAACUCGCCUGGACCGGCAAAGAAGGAAUUCAGGAGCGCGAUGAAGCAGGCGGUUGGCAUUUUGCAAGACAAUUAUCCUGAAUUCGUCGCAAAAAAUUUGUUUAUUAAUGUGCCCUUCUGGUACUAUGCUGUCAAUGCGGUCUUGUCUCCAUUUUUGACUCAAAGAACCAAGAGCAAGUUUGUUGUUGCUCGCCCUGCAAAGGUCACUGAAACCCUCUUGAAGUACAUUUCAGCCGAAGAGCUGCCUGUUCAGUAUGGUGGAUUCAAAAGCGAAAAAGAUUUUGAAUUCGCAAAUGAAGAGUCUACCAUCUCUGAGAUUACUGUCAAAGCAGGAUCAACUGGAUCCAUUGAGCUUCCAGUUGAAGAGCUUGGAACUACGAUAACUUGGGACUUGACUGUGAUCGGAUGGGAAGUGAACUACAAGGAGGAAUUUGUGCCAGCUGAUGAGGGCUCCUACACCAUUAUUGUUCAGAAAGGGAAGAAGAUAGGUGGCACACAGGAAGCUCCAAUUCGGAACAGUUUCAGGAACAAUGAACCUGGGAAAGUUGUGCUCAUAGUUGAGAAUGCUUCAAGUAAGAAGAAGAGGGUUCUGUAUCGAUACAAGACCAAGAAGAGCUUCUGCACUUGAACUUGUUGAAUUGCCAUGUCCAUGUCCAUGUUACUAUUCUUUCUUUUUUUUUUUUUUUAAUUUGUUUCAAUUUUAAUAGCAUAGAAAAACUUAGGUUGACUUUGGAAAAAAGGCAGAAAAUAGUAAGCUCAAAAUACAAGUAGAUUGUCUUUUAGUUAGAGGAGGAGAUUCAGAGUCAUUCUUUUCUUUCAGGAUUGAUAUGAUUUUGUGUUUUGAUAUUUUAUUGUUUGGGUGGUUUUGAUAUGGGUAUUCAUUGCUAUGUUCAUA